UUUUCAUUUGAUGCCAAAGUGCCAUACUCAGCCACCAAGGUGGAUUUAUAAAUCCAAUUAUAAAUCCAUCGCGUGUCAACUAUCAACGUCCAAUUUCCAAACAUUCAUAAGUCAAGUGGGUCACUUUAAAUAUUACGUACGUUAAUAAAUAAUUUAUUUUAUUAUUAGUUUUAUUUUUUGAAUUAACUACUGUCUUCUAGAGAGCCUAGAUAAUACCAUUGGUAAUGCCAACUCAAUAGUAUCUGUGGGAACUAUUUUGCUAUAGUUAUUUAAAUUUCAAAUGUCUUGCUUUAAUUAAAACCGGUCUACCAAGAAUAAAUUUAUUCAAAUUCAAUAUAAAUUAAAUGUAUGCCAUGUGACUAUUGUCAAUGUAUUUGUGCUAUGUGUAAGUAGUUGCUAUAUGUAGUAUGUAUCAAAUUACAAUUAGUUUAUUUAUAAAGCUACUAGUAUGAUAGUUCCAAAUUUUAUUGACAUUACUUAUAUUAUUGAUUUUUAUUACUGCUGUAUACCAUGCCAAAAUAAAUUUGUCCUUACAUUGAUUAUAGUGCUCAUUACACCAAUGUAUGUAUCAUCUUAUCUGUAAUGUCCAGUUAUUUUCCAAAUUAUUUUUACUAUUGAUUAUUAUGACUACAGUACCUAGUUCAGAAGAAAUAUAUUUAUUUAGCAUAUAAAACCACAUUAUUUGAUUUAACUUGUUUAUUUUCUAUUUACAGACAAAUAUUUCUAUCAUAUGAGACAAUUGUUUAAGUUUAUUUAAUUUUUUAAUUUUUAAUGGACAAUGCCCAAACAUAAGGAAUGUACAUUGUUACAUAUAAUAAUAAUAUACAUAAUUUCACAAAAUAAAAUACAAUCAAGGUUAAAUAAUAGGGUUUUCAUUAAUAUGGUUCAUUGUGUUGUGGAUUGAAUAAAUUAUAUAUAUAUGAUAUGUGAUUUGGGAUGAGGAACAAAAAACAACUCUUAGAACCUAAUUAGAGCCAUUAACUUGCUUGAUUAAAAAUACUUUAUUGGCAGAAACUAUUGACAAUGUGUCUAAUUUUAAGUAUUUAAGAAGAAUAAAGCAUUCCUUCUGAGGAUUUUCAUUAUUAAAAUAUAGUCUGCAAAAGAAAGGAAACGUCAUAACCUAAGUAAAAAUCAUUGGAUAUAUUUUAUGGAUGCCAAAGAAUAGAAGAGUAUUCAAAGAUCAAAUAUAUUUAAGAGCUACAUUAAGUGGCUUUUAGAAUUAUAAAUUAAUCCUUCAUUGGUUGAUAGGUCCAUGAUUAUUUUAUAUUUUUUAAUAACUAUUUUAAUAUUAAAUAAAAACAUAUAUGUUUCAGAUAAAUCAAUACUAUGAAACCUAAAGAUCUGUGUGAUAUUGAUGACUUGGCUACAUCUUUGGUUGUGGAUGUAUUCCUUGGAUUUGAAACCCACAAAAUGGAUAUAAAUUAUAAAAAAUGUUAUGACCGUAAAAUGUUACAAUCUAUUAUUGAUAAUUUUCAAAAAAAUCCUAAUAUGCAAAUAGCUUUUGAUUCUUUCUGGAACAAAAAUUAUAUUAAACCUAAACGUUUGUAUAAAGAAUUUUAUAAAAAAUUAGUCAAAGACCAUAUUGAAAGGUAUAUGGGAAUGUUUUACACAGAUUCUGGUUUUACUAUUGAACCAUGCCAUAGGUAUUCAUUAGAAAAUAAUAUAGGAGCCAAAGUUAUUGCCAUUAAUUAUUGGUGUAAAGAUGAAAUUAUUAAGAGAUUAGUUGGUUGCGUUGCUGAGUUGACUGAAAAAGAAGAAGGUGAAAUCUUGCAUAUUGGAAAGAAUGAUUUUUCAGUGAUGUAUAGUUGUCGCAAAAAGUGUGCUCAACUUUGGCUUGGUCCAGCAGCAUACAUUAAUCAUGAUUGCCAAGCUAAUUGUAAAUUCGUUGCAAAUGAUAAAGGGACUGCUUGUGUAAAAGUGCUCAGAAAUAUUGCACCUGGUGAGGAAAUUACAUGUUUUUAUGGUAGAAAUUUUUUUGGAGAAAAUAAUAGUAACUGUGAAUGUUGUUCGUGUGAAAAAUUGUGUAAUGGGGCUUUUAAAACUAAUGAAGAACAACCAAGUUUGGGUAGAUAUAACUUUAGACAAACUAGUAAUCGAAUUAACGCGUAUCGGUCACCAGUUAGAAACAAAAAAGUAAAGAAACCAAAGUCACCAAAAAAGAUUAAGGACACAGUUUUGGAACCUGUAACUCCAAAUAAAAAUCCUGAAGCUGACAGGGGUGAGGCAUUACUUGGUUCCCCAUACACAAAAAUACUUCUUAAGACUAAAGGUUUAGAUUUAGAUAAAUCACCGGAGAAGUAAUACUCCUUAAGUAAUACUUAUUCACUGCCAAAUUAAUAUUUUCCGUUGCAGUAUUCCUAAUAUGUAUAUUUGCCUAUCUAUCAAGACUUGAUUUUAUAUUAAUCUAAAAGUUAGUAAUUAGUCAUUAUUUUUUAUUGUAAAAUUGUGUCUUUGUGUAAAGAUAAUUGUAAAUAGACAAAAUUAGUUAGAGUAUAAGGAAGAUUUUUUUUUUUUAUUCCACUAAUUUUACUUGUAUUUCUUUUAAAAAAAAAAAAGCACUAAAUGUUUCCAAAUGAAAUUAUAUAGUUGUAUUAAAAAAAAAAAGAAUAUAUGUUCAUGACACAUAAUUGAAAAACCUAUAAUCUUUAACAUUAUAAUUAUAUUAUAAAUACACUACUAAAAAUUGAUUGAUUAAUAUUUGUUUUUCUUUUUAUCAUAUUUUCCCUGAAAUUAUUGCACUGUAUUGUGUUUGUGUUAUGUAAUAUUCUUAAAGCAAAAUUGAAC
Cinara cedri is the source of this 2784-nucleotide messenger RNA. The record is from the annotation of a GenBank genome assembly. NCBI's taxonomy places the organism in Eukaryota, Metazoa, Arthropoda, Insecta, Hemiptera, Aphididae.